Molecule: messenger RNA, 555 nt
Organism: Adineta ricciae
Lineage: Eukaryota; Metazoa; Rotifera; Eurotatoria; Adinetida; Adinetidae
Source: the annotation of a GenBank genome assembly
AUGCAAGCCCUCGAACAGGUAAUUGGAAGCAAUGUAAUUUUACUUUGGCUUGAUGAUCACAUUGGACGGCCUGAAAAUUGUCAAGAACUGAAAAAGCAAUUUCCAUCCAGUGAGAAACUAUGUUUAUUUUAUGAAGUGGAAUCAUGUGUCCAAUUUGUCGAAACCGUUAAAAACAAAAAAGUUUUCGCUAUUAUACAAGGUAAAUAUGCACGAGACAUCGUUCCUUGUUUGGAACAGCAUACAAGUGACCCGGUGGUUUACAUUUUUUGUAUGAACGUCCUCGAACACAAAAGUUGGGCUGAAGAACACGACUGUAUAUUGAAGGGCGGUAUUCUCGAUCCUGAAGCAGAUCUUUUAACAAGAUUGACACAAGAUAUGGCAGACUAUGCUACUUCGAAAGCUUCAGAACAUGAAAGCAAGAAACGUGCUUUUGAGGAAUUGGCACAAUAUUUAACCCGAGAAGCUAAACGUCUUCGAGCUGAACAAUGUACGUUAAUGUUUAAAACUGAUCCAUACAGCGGUCAGGAAACGCCGUGUGUACAACCAGAAACAUGA